This is a messenger RNA of Dissoconium aciculare CBS 342.82, 540 nucleotides long. RefSeq lists its product as uncharacterized. NCBI's taxonomy places the organism in Eukaryota, Fungi, Ascomycota, Dothideomycetes, Mycosphaerellales, Dissoconiaceae. Bases 53 to 289 code for a protein of 78 amino acids. The record is from RefSeq and is a predicted model, not a curated record. The transcript is spliced from 4 exons.
CUCCCGCCUCAUCCUCGUCCUCCCUCGCGCGAGAAGAAAUCCCAGAAGAAAAAUGGCGGACUGCGGCAUCGGUUUCUUCCCCAUCUGCAUCCAGUGCGGGACUAACCAAAACCCCUGCCACGUCAAGAUCGUCGGACCGACGCUGGGGUUCGUCGUCGGUGUCUGUUUGGCGGUUGUCUGUUGGCCCGCGGCGUUGUUGUGCGGAUGUUGUGCGACCGAGGCGGGAAAGAAGACUCUGGGCUUUCCGGCAGAUUCGUCGGGGGCAAUCAGUGAUGCGAUACCCUUUUAGCACUGUCUUGAUGUCUGCACAGGGACAACUAAGAUGAGGAGGAGGAGAAGGUUUGGCUGGUUGCGAGAAGGGACGAACCGAGGAGGCGCGCUCGAGGAGGAUUAAUGGUUUUUUGCGUGGUCAAGAGAGGAUCUGCAGGCAUUGAUUGACGCCGCCCAGAGAAGGGAGAAUCUUGGUAAUGAUACACAUUGAAUGAGGGGAGGAAAUCGAUACAUCCUGGUAAUAAUACAAACUAAUCGAUGAACGAAUGG